AUUAGUUUCUUUAUGUUAGGUUGUGGUAUGUUGCUGAUCACCAACGUGACGAACGUAACAGUUAUCUGUAUAAUAAUACAUAAAAAAAUUGCAAUGAUCAAAUUAGUGUAACAAAUUGUAAAUCGUGAGAAAUGGAGGAAGAUAUUGACAUAUACGCGGAUUUAACAAAUUUCGAUCUGACGAAAUCUAACAUAAAUGAUCAACCAAAAACUGAUCAUACUUGCAAUUGCGAAGAACUAAAGAAGAAGUUUAAUUCACUCACUAGCAAAUAUGAAAGUAUUGAAGAGAUUAAUAAAAAUUUGGAGAAAAAUCUAGCUUCCUUGUUAAAAACGGCAAAAGCAGAAAUUGCACGGAAGGAUAAGAUGAUACAAGAACUUAGAAAUCAAUUGGACGACACAGUCUUUAGAAGAAACAGAUCUCAAUGUUUCUCCAAAUCAUUGCAACAACAUAACACAAUGAUAGAAAAGUCUGAAAAUAUUCCUUUAGCAAAAUUAGAAGAAGAUGCUGUUAUGUUGCAGCAAAGUGAAUCACGUUAUACUGAAUACAAAAGCAGAAAGCAGCAGAAUAAUACAAAUCAAAUGCCAGCCACGAUAUUUGGAGAGAGAUUAUACAAGAAAAUUAUGGAAGAAAAGGAAGAAAGGAGACUGAACUUACCAAAGCUUGGCUCAGAGACUAAUGUAAAUAAAAUCCCUGAUGAGUGCAUUGUCGAAAGUGAUAAAGAGAAUGGAUCUCAAUUCAGUAUAAAUAAUGUUAAUGAAUUUAAUACUAUCAUUCAAAUUUCUAAUUCAGAGACUUCAUAUAAAAAAAACUCAGCAAAAAGACUGAAUGAGAAGGAUGAUACAUGUAAGAACAAGCGUUUAAAGAUUGAGGAUAAUCAAAACAAGGGUGAUGAUAUCGAUUACAAUCAUGCAAUUAUGCAAUACGAUAUAAAGGAUGAUUUCACGAAAUUGGAAGAAUUAUAUUUCACGCAUUCUUCUAAAAGAGAUUAUCUUGAGAUGAAUCGAAGAGCCAGUUCGGAAUACAGUGGUACGAAACAAGCACAAAAGUGUAGAAAUGAGUGGAAAAAGCAGGAGGAAACCAGUUCAAUGAAGGAUUAUGAUAAUUCUCGUACCAGGAAAGGAUCUAUCGAUAGCUCAAGAAAUCGGGGUGCUUCGACAUCGAAUGAAAAGCUUAACAGCGACUAUCAUCAUGAUGAUUACAUCAACGGUCACAGAAAGAAUCAUUACAGACAUGGUUCGUCGAGUUCUAGGAGUUAUUCUAAGAGCAGAAGUGAUUACGAGAGCAGUCAUCGUUUACGUGAGAAAUCAAGUAGGACAUGUAGAGAUAGAAGGUACGACGAUUAUAAAUAUGAUAGUCGACAUAGGAACGAUAGGUCGAGAAGAAGCUACGACAGCAGAGAAACUGGUGUUAGGACAAGGUACAGUGAUAGAGAGCGCGGCGAUUUGCGAGAUAGAUUAAAACAUACCAUGAACGACGUCGAAGACAAAGAAAGUAGAAGUGGUUCGUAUAAAAGUAACAGAUACGAUAAUCGCAGACCAAAAGAGACGGCAGCGACUACAUCGGAAGAUAAGCGAUCGUACAAAGAUGAUAAAGCUGUAGUAGAAAACGACGAUUCUCAAACGUCUUCCAAUCAAAUAUUUGUACAUGUUAUUAAAGUAAAGAACAGUCACGGAGAAAGUAUCGAACAGCAUAGCGCAAAGAAUGAAACACGUGCACUUGUGAGUUCUGCAGAAAGCACGUCGGGAUAUGCUACUAAAAACAGCAGUAAUAUGGAGGAGGGCGAGAUUUCGAGCAGUACCGAUUGUAGCCCCAAGAAAGAAAGUGAUUCUACAAAAAUUUCCAUGGAUCAAGUAAUAAAGGGAGAAAUCGGUGCUAAUGCCACAGAAAUUACUCAGGUCGAAGAUGCAAGCGGGAAUACGGCCGUGGAUCAACAAGCGGAUCAUGUUAAAUCGAGAGAUCUAAUUCCUCAUAGCAGUACCGUUACGAAGCAGUUGGAAGAAGCGGCGGAAAUUGAUACGAAACAGACUGAAUCAGCGACGUCUCUUUCAGAAGAAAAUGCGGAAAAUACAAUUCACGUGGAUACGAUGCAGUUAAAUUCAGCUGGCGAACACGUGACCGACGAGAUGUACGAUUUUCUCAAUCUCGAUAUGAGUAAACUAUUUUCUUAUGGACCUGCACCGCGUUCUGUUCAAGAUCAUAUCGAACCGAGAGAGUCAUCGCCAGUGACCUUAUAUUUUAAUCAAAAUAUUGAACGUAACAAUAACGGUGAUAGCGACUGUCAAAAUUGCGUCGAUGAAAAUUUAAGAGAUUACGCUAGCGAUAGCUCUGUCAGACUCGAGGAGAUGUACGAUUUCAAUAACGAAAAUAACGUUAGAAGCGAAGAGAUCGGCGAUGUUUACGCCGAAGGCACUGUUGAAAUUGACACAGAAAAUAAUCCUGAAACCGAUAAUAAUGUUCAUCAAACUGAUGUUGAAGACGUAAAAAGUACCAUUUCUAAAGACGCUACGCAAGCCGAAACUGUGCUUGACAGCGUUGAUACAAAUCAGGUAUCUGGUGAAAACGAGAGUUCCCAUCAAAUACCUGAUAAUAACAACGCUGAGGCGAGUCGUACAUGCCUCGAUGAUCAUAAUUAUGUUCGAGAUACCGUUAUCGAUUCUCCUAAUUUCAACGCUGUAUCUAGCACUUCAGAAUGUCCCGAAGUCGCGUCGACUACUACAACAGCGAAGGAAACUGAAACGGAAGAAGCCAACGUUCAGUCAGUUGACACGAAGAAGACAUCCACGGUGAAGAAUAAGAAGGACCAGAACAGCAAAGCGGUAGUAGUUUUGCGUCGUCGAAAAGUCGUUACAUUGAGCGACAGUAACGCAUCUAUGACUGUCUUGAUAAAUACGGAUUCGGUGAGAUCACCCUUUGUUGCUGAUAAUUCUGAUAAGAGUGACUCUGUGUCGAAGCCGCGAGCAUGUAAGCUCGUGCGCGCUGUAAAGCCUCUCUGUAAAUAGUUAUCUCAGCUAUAAGCCAUAAUUUAAUUAAUAAUUAAUUUACAUCUUUGUAUAUAAUAUUAAUAAAGCUAUGGAUACAUGUGUGAAUA
Harpegnathos saltator (Jerdon's jumping ant) is the source of this 3088-nucleotide messenger RNA. It is a transcript of the gene FLASH, whose product is annotated as FLICE-associated huge protein. The record is from RefSeq and is a predicted model, not a curated record. The transcript has 4 exons. The coding region runs from base 132 to 2999 and encodes 955 amino acids. Lineage: Eukaryota; Metazoa; Arthropoda; Insecta; Hymenoptera; Formicidae.